Copidosoma floridanum is the source of this 4187-nucleotide messenger RNA. RefSeq names its product protein BTG2. Gene Ontology annotation, cellular component: cytoplasm; nucleus. Lineage: Eukaryota; Metazoa; Arthropoda; Insecta; Hymenoptera; Encyrtidae. Gene Ontology annotation, biological process: negative regulation of cell population proliferation. The record is from RefSeq and is a predicted model, not a curated record.
AGUGGGUGCGGUUCCGUCAGCCACGGGACACGAUAAAACGAGAGAAAGUGUGUAGGUAUAUGAGGAGUAGUGUGUGUGAGGUAGUUACUAAUCGUCCUUUGUUUUGUACCUACUUUAAGUGUGUCUUUUAACGCAGUGUUAAAUACAUUUAGUGCAACAGUGUUAUAAGUACACAACAAUAUUUCUGUGUAUGUCUCUGAUCCUAUUUUUGGAGUAUUUCGUAGGAUUAUAGCGUCAAUUCAGAGCUCACUCACGCUCUUGGAAGAUCAUAAUUAAAUAGCGAAAAUUUCAAGCUGAUUGGAAGAGGUAAAAUAGUAGGCUUGGAAUACGUGCCAGUAUAAAGGGGUCAGCGUUGGUGUUACAUUGGUUAAAUUUUUUAUACUAUCUUCCUAUCUUCGUCUUAAAUAGCGUUGGCUUCGUUGACGAGUCAAUAUUUCCUCAACCCUCUAUGAAGCUUGAUUCAGCAGCGCAGCUGCAAACAUACACCACUAUACGAACGACGUGGCGUCGCCAUCUUGUCUGGUAGCGUCCUUUCGUAAAGUGCGAUCCAACAUUCGACGACACAAGCAUUGUUGCCGAACUGUCACUAGGCUGGCUAAGCUGACUACCCAGCACUACUUCGUAGUCGUGGAGUUUUUACGUUGUAGUUUUUACGACGAGUGGUCGAAAAAAGAGUAUCCACUCAAGGUUGCACAAAGGGAACUUUGACGACGACGACGCCUGAGUAAAAAGCAGCAGUAUCGAGGUCGUACCGUUCGCGGUUGCCAUUUUGUCCUCAUCCACGAAGUUUGGUGAUAAAAAUAUAAAGCUAGCGUGCUAAAUAAAUAAAUCAAGCACGAAGCAAUAAGACGAUUAUUAUAAUGAGAUUAGAAAUCGUAUCAGCGGCAGACUUUCUCGUGCAGCUGCUUCGGCUUCAGACUGGACAGCUGUCUGAGAUCCAGCUCCAAUCGUUCAAGGCCUCGCUUACGGAGCUGCUUAGACGCCGUUACCGUGAUCACUGGUUUCCGGAUAAGCCAAAUCGUGGUAGUGGCUAUCGCUGUAUUCGCAUAAAUAGCAAAAUGGAUCCCGUAAUUGCCCAGGCUGGCAUCAAAGUCGGUCUUGUACCCAACCUCCUGCACAGCCUUUUUCCAAGCGAGCUCACGAUGUGGAUUGAUCCAGCCGAGGUGUCCUACAGGAUCGGUGAGAACGGCUCCAUCUGCGUUCUCUUUGAAGGUACGCCUGAGCCGCCACAGCAGCAAGCCAACAGUAACUCAGCAAGCCCGCAACAACAGCAGCAUCACCAUCACCACUACCAUCAGCAGCAGCAGUCGUCAUUUGAGCAGACAUGUAAGGAGUCGUUACUAAUGGAACACAUAACAUUCAACGAGCAGAUUGCGGCUUAUGUAUCGAGUUGAAGGAGCCGUCGCACGAGGAUCGCUGCCCUGGCUCACGGACGCUAAGGCGUGUUAAACGCGAGCUAUUUCAAUAACUGAUACUACCAGCGCCACGCCUACUUUAUCCUUGUUGUCACUUCUGCUGAAUGAUUGAUGGAAUUAUUAAUUAAUUGAUCUCUUGUGAUGAUGAUGGUAAUAACGAUGAUAAAAUAUAUAUUGAAUUGUAAUUAGUGGAUGACUGUGACUACUAAAUGCAGGAAAAGACACAGUGUGUUCUGGUUCUGCAUUUACAAACAACACUACCGCAUUAUGACUAUUGAUACACAAUUAUUAUUUUCUAUUGCUUUUCUAUGUAUAAGUUUUUAAAAUUAUUUUAUUUAAUUUGUGGAUUUAGACACGUACGUGCCCAUGCACACACACACACACACACAAACAUAUUUUUUAAGGUCUGCAGCUGUGUAUUUAGUGUGCAUUGUACAGCGUGACUCACUCACCUAUAUGAUCAUCCGAGUCAUCCGCAUUGUGUGACUUAUUUUCUUAAAAAAUUUUCCGUACUGAGCAAUACUUACGGACACAAUAUUGUUUUGGACACAAAAAUAAAAUUAAUAGAAAAUAGAAACAUAUCUCUACUGUAUUUACUGGAAGAAUCCAUACUUUCUGAGUAAUCCAAUCCAUCUGCAAAGUGAAAAUAAUUAUUUUUUUUCGGUACACCUAAGUGUUGAUUAGUAUCAUAUAUUGCAGCCAAAAAUUUUAAGACAGAAGAAAGAGAAAAAGUCUUGUCAAAAUGUGAGAAAUAUGUCAAGGGAAAAAGGGAUAAACAAUAUUGGUCCUUUUUUUUUGGCUGGAAUGUCACGAAGGGAAACUGAUUCAUUUUCGUCGGGAUCACGCAAUCUUCGAACAACCGUCUUUAUGCAUCAAUGAGGCUCCAGCGGCACUCUGCCUCUACAACCAACCUAUUUUAUCACUAACCAAUGCUGUAUACUACUUAUCAUUGAAUGCGUGCCAGCCUAACCAAGGUUUGAUCCAUAUACGUUGCUACCGAGAAAAGAAAUGGCAAACGAUAAGGACAUAAUAAGGCUAGCUAUUUGUAGUACUACUCAUUAUUAUUUGUUUUAUCGCCGUACGUGAUAUGAAAUAAGAAGAUGUAAAAGAAUAAAUGGAUGGUGUGAAUGCCAAGUUCAUAAAUGAGUCUUUUUUCACUUCAAGCUAAAAGAGACGAGGCUAUUUACGCAGACUUUCAAGAUUGAGAAGAAGAACAGUGUCAUACACCGCAGAAUUGUAAACAAAGAAGAGGCUUUUCGUUAACUUCGUUAUGUAAACAACAGCACAAGUUUCAUCCUCACUCGUACAUAAUACGCACUCAGACUGUCUAUAUACUUACUUAUUAUAUUUGACUUACACGCGUGAGUGCAUAAUGUUCAUAAAUGAUAUAUUUCGACAAACGUCUUGUUAUUUGCCUAGAAUACAAAAACUUAGAAAAUAGUACAUAAAGUACAACCAACUGUGGCUACGUACAUUUUGUACGCUAGUAUGUCACUAAAAGUUGAAAGUUUUUUUGCUGGUUACAGCAGUAUCACUUUUAAUGACAUAAUUUUGCAUUUCAACGGCCGCACAGGAGAAAUUUUAGUACCUGCUAUUAAGUACGUUCACUGGUAAUAACAUUUGACGAGUUUUAUGAUAAUAUAAAUAAUAAUUCUCAUUUCUUGUAAAUAUUACAAAAUUAUUCUAAAACGUUGAAGUUAUUUGAUGAAUAUGUCCAUACAUUGUAACAGUUGAUUUUUUUGCUAAGGGUAAAAACAAAAUUUUGAUUUUGAUAUUUGCAAACAUAAAAAAAUAAAAAUACAAUAUCUGGAAACUGUAAAAUAUCUCGAAUUAAUUAUCAUGCGAUUAAGGUUGUAUAAAAUGUUUUUUAGUAUCCUGUGUAACAAAAAAAGUUGUGUGUGUGUGUGUGUGUUCGCGUGCUCGCGUGUGAGUACGUGUGCCAAUUAGGCUAUGUAUAGAUGGAGUCUUGAACUUUCAGGACUAGUUGUAUUCCCGUUGUGCGAGAGAAAAAUCAUAUUAUAAGUUCAUGUUUCUCACUUCUACAAACACGUACUUGUAGAUAAUGGUCCAAGUUCAAGACUUAACAUAUACACACCUUUACUAACCAAUCUCCACCCACCAUGUCACACGAUACUGAAGUAAAGCUAGUAAGUACUAUAAAUCUGAGUUCUCAUUGAACUGCAAGUGUGUCUGCGUAAAAAAUGGCGGUUCUUUCAACGAGAUAAACGACGUUUGAACAGUUCUUAUGUGAUAGACGAGAAUGUAAAAAUCAUAAUAGUGCAGCUGGCAAAUCGACUCUUAAAGUCAAAAGUAUAAAAUCAAGUACAACUAUAUUCGUUACUUUAUUUAUUAAAAUCUCCAGCAUCAGCUAAUUUUUUCCUGAAGCAUCGAAAUACUAUGAAUACGGAUCAGAUCUUAACUUUAUUUUAGUAAAUACUGUCACACUAUUUAUAGUUUAAGAACCCACCUUAAAAGUAGAAAAUUAAAGACCAACAGUCAAAGAAUUCGGAGUUGCGUGAAUUCAAUAAUGUUAAGAGGAUUGUGACUGUACAGGAUAUUUAAAAAAAAAAUCUUUGUUAAAAAGUCUUCUUAGUUUCAAUAGUCUCAAAAAAUAAUAUUAAACGUUUCAUAUAACAGUGCAGAAUAUUGUUAACACUCAAAUAAAUACAGAGUACCGCUUCAAAAUCAAACAAAUGUAAAUGUUUUAUUCUUACAUGCAAAACGUACGAUGGUAGCCCACCUGAAAAAAAAUGUCGGAAUUCUAUGUAGAAU